UGGAGUCCUUUUUUACUCUUCUGCAGGUCGUAAUGGCCAUCAUCAAUUUUUGGGGGGCUAAUGACUCUUGUAGCCUUCAAGGAGAGUCUGAAAACCCACAACUUUCAAAGGAUGGUGAUAUUAUAGUUGGAGGGAUUUUCCCUUUUCAUAGCAGCUGGGAAAUUCGAGAUGUGUCUUAUUUGGUGAAGCCACAACCACCAGAAUGCAGGAGUCUUGACUUUAAAGGAUUCCAGUAUUCACAGUCCUUAAUUUUUGCAACAGAGGAGAUAAACAACAGUUCCUCAUUACUGCCUGGUGUCUCACUUGGGUACAAGAUAUAUGACACAUGCAGAUCUACGGCGAUGGCAGUUAGAACAGUCAUGGCACUUGUUAAUGGAAAUGAGAAGAUGGUAUUGGAUGAGCCCUGCACAAAGCCAGCCCAGGUACAAACCAUAAUCGGUGACACAUACUCAUCAGCAUCUAUGGCUAUAGCAAGUAGUAUUGGACCGUUCAGGAUUCCCAUGAUCAGUCACUAUGCCACCUGCAACUGUCUAAGUGACAAAGGGAAAUAUCCAUCAUUCCUGCGCACUAUUCCCAGUGAUUACUACCAGAGCAGAGCACUGGCAGAAAUAGUCAAGCAUUUUGGUUGGACCUGGGUGGGUGCAAUAAGAAGGGAUGAUGACUAUGGAAACAAUGGAAUGGCUGCAUUUACUGAAGCUGCAGAACAGCUGGGCAUAUGUCUAGAAUAUUCACUUGCAUUUUUUAAAACUUAUUCACAAGAAAAAGUGCUGAGAAUAAUUCAGCAGAUCAAAAGCUCUACAUCUCGAGUGAUUGUGGGAUUUCUUGACGACAUGGAUUUGGAGAUUUUGCUUCGUGUGUUUUCUGAACACAACAUAACUGGAUAUCAGUGGGUGGGAACUGAGGCCUGGAUCUUCGAUCCAGUAUUGGCUGCACUGGAUAAACACAACAUAUUGCAGGGAGCCAUAGGACUAGCUAUACCCAAAACAACAGUCACAGGUCUCAAAGAGUUCAUUCUGGACAUACACCCACUGAAAUCUGCUGGCCGUGAAAUUUUCCCUAAAUUCUGGGAAGCUCUGUUUAUGUGUAAAUAUGCAAUAAAGAAUGACUCUGAUGAUACAACAGUGUGCACAGGUGAAGAGAAAAUAUCUGAGGUGGAAAACACAUUCACAGACAUGUCAACGAUGCCCAUUUUCAGUAACGUGUAUAAAGCAGUAUACGCUGUUGCCCAUACUCUACAUGACCUUCUGGGCUGCACACAAACAUGUCCAACAAAGAAGCAGCCUGAUCCUUUCACAUUUUUAGAACAUCUCAAAAGGGUGCAUUUCAAAACCAAAGAUGGGGAAGAAGUUUAUUUUGAUGAAAAUGGUGAUCCCCCUGCAAAAUAUGAUAUAAUAAACUGGCAGAAAGGUGAAGAAAAUCAACAUGAAUUUGUCACUGUCGGUUUGUAUGACUCCUCUUUUCCUGCUCAAAAUCGAUUAGCAGUAAACAUGGCUUCUAUUGUGUGGGCACAAAAUAAUAAUCAGGUGAGUAAAAGCUGCACCUUUCAGUCUCACUAAAAGAAUAACUCAAACAUUUUUAGGCAACUGAAUAUUUUCUUUGAUCACAGGUGCCGGUGUCUGUGUGCAGUGAGAGCUGCCCUCCAGGCACCAGGAAAGCUGUGCAGAAAGGAAAGCCUAUCU
Molecule: messenger RNA, 1679 nt
Organism: Pygocentrus nattereri (red-bellied piranha)
Lineage: Eukaryota; Metazoa; Chordata; Actinopteri; Characiformes; Serrasalmidae
Product: extracellular calcium-sensing receptor
Exons: 4
Coding region: 33-1556 (507 amino acids)
Biological process (GO): G protein-coupled receptor signaling pathway
Cellular component (GO): membrane
Molecular function (GO): G protein-coupled receptor activity
Source: RefSeq, a predicted model, not a curated record